GAGUGUGCGGACUUCCUUGUUUCAAAUGAUUUAUUGAAAAAAAAAAAAACAAUAUUCAAUCAAAAAAAAGAAAUCAAAAUCAAAUUGAAAAUCAAAUUCAGCAGACAGCAGAGUUGUUUUCUUCUCUCCAGGAAGGCUGCAGCUAAAUCAAAGACAAACAAACAAACGGACAAAAACAAAAGCACAUAAAAUACACGCUUGCUUUUGCUCUUUGAAAAACGCACAAUGACCUUGCCCACAAACACACACGCAUCUGCAAACGACGCCGGCAGCGGCAACAACAACAACAACCAUAAUCACAACAACAACAACAACAGCAGCAGCGACGAAGAUUCAGACAUGUUUGGUCCACCCCGCUGCUCCCCGCCCAUCGGCUACCAUCACCAUCGAUCCCGAGUGCCCAUGAUCUCCCCGAAGCUGCGGCAGCGCGAGGAGCGCAAGCGAAUCCUCCAGCUCUGCGCCCACAAGCUGGAGAGGAUCAAGGACUCGGAGGCGAAUCUCCGGAGGAGCGUCUGCAUCAACAACACCUACUGCCGACUGACCGACGAGCUGCGACGCGAGAAACAGAUGCGUUACCUCCAGAAUCUGCCCAGAACCAGCGACAGCGGCACAACCACCGAACUGGCGCGUGAGAAUCUCUUCCAGCCGAACAUGGACGAUGCCAAGCCGGCCAGCAAUACAACAACUAGCAGCAGCAACAAGUCGUCCUCGUCCUCAUCCUCAGCCUACGGCGAUGCCUUUAGCUCCUCGAACGGCGGCGGAGGUCGCGGCGGUGGCCUGUGCUCCCUGGAGAACCAGCCGCCCGAGCGGCAGCAGCAGCAGCAGCAGCAGAUGGUGACGCCCGCCGGAGGGGCCUCCGCCCCCGAGGCGGCCAAUUCGGCGCCCCUUUCCGUUUCCGGUUCGGCAUCGGAGCGGGUGAACAACCGCAAACGGCACCUGUCCAGCAGCAAUUUGGUCAACGAUCUGGAGAUACUCGACAGGGAGCUGAGCGCCAUCAACGCGCCCAUGCUGCUGAUCGAUCCGGAGAUCACCCAGGGAGCCGAGCAGCUGGAGAAGGCCGCCCUGUCGGCCAGCAGGAAGCGAUUGAGGAGCAACAGCAGCAGCGAGGACGAGAGCGAUCGGCUGGUGCGCGAGGCUCUGUCCCAGUUUUAUAUACCGCCGCAGCGCCUGAUCUCGGCCAUCGAGGAGUGUCCCCUGGAUGUGGUUGGCCUGGGAAUGGGAAUGAAUGUGAAUGUGAAUGUGGGCGGAAUCAGUGGAAUCACUGGCAUCGGUGGAGGUGGAGCUGCAGGCGCUGGCGUCGAAGUUUCCGGAGGCAAACGGAUGAAGCUGAACGACCAUCAUCAUCUGAACCACCAUCAUCAUUUGCACCAUCAUCUGGAGCUGGUCGACUUCGAUAUGAACCAAAACCAAAAGGAUUUCGAGGUGAUCAUGGACGCGUUGAGGCUGGGAACGCCGACGCCGCCGAGCGGCGCCAGCAGCGAUUCCUGCGGACAGGCGGCCAUGAUGAGCGAAUCGGCCAGCGUUUUCCACAAUCUGGUGGUCACCUCGCUGGAGACAUGAAAGUACCAGUGAAUCCGCAACCGAAUCCGAAUCCCCGAGCAGCAGACAAAGAUUAAAGAGUUUAGAUUUUAUAUAAGACACUGGCAUAGAGUUUUUAAGGAAACAUUUAGGCUAUGACACGUACACGUACUAACCUAAGCUAAGCUAUUAUUAUAAAGAAGCGAAGAUCGGGCGGAUUGGCCAGUAUUACUCAUUAAUGGCAGUCGCGAUUUGUACAAACAAAAAUACACACAAAAAAUAGUAGUAGGCAAAGGAAAAAACAAAAGAAAACAAAACAAAAAUCAAAGAAUUUGUAGUCAAAACAGCAGAAAGAAACAAAAACAAAAACAAAAACCAGAACAAUCUAUAAGUUAAAUUUAAAGGAAGAAAACGAAAAUUAACUCCAUACUUGUAACGAAUCAACAAAAAUUCAGUUGUGGUUUCCAUUUCGGUUUCGUAGAGAGCUCCGUUUUAAAUGAGAAAACUAUGCAGAAAACUUCCAGUUAAACAAAAAAAAUUGCAUAAGCCAAGCACAUUCCACAAUGCUAUAUAAAUGAUAUACCCAACUUUCGUUCCUCCUGAAUUUUUGUUUUUUUUUUCUACACUAUCCAUUGGAUAUUUUAAAAUAUC
Messenger RNA from Drosophila takahashii, 2169 nucleotides. RefSeq names its product homeotic protein ocelliless. The record is from RefSeq and is a predicted model, not a curated record. Lineage: Eukaryota; Metazoa; Arthropoda; Insecta; Diptera; Drosophilidae.